CUGGCAGUGAUUGAGGGUGUCUCCGCUGUUGCUAGGCAACGGAAUGCGGAACACAUGCUAAUCCCCCUUGUUAGCAAACAGACACUUGGGAGUAAAAAAAAAAAACAGUUCUGGAGCCGAGCUAAUAUUUGAGUCAUCGGCUCCCACGGUUGAGUUCGAGCGAGGCCACGGCAUCGUCGAUGGUCGUGGGGCGAACAUGUCCGACGACGACGACGACGGCGGCGGCGGCGGGAGCGGCGUGCCCGCUCUCCUGCAGGACGCCAGCGUGAACUUUGUGGCGGAGACAGUUUGCGGGCUGCUGCGGCUGCAGCGACAGACCUGGGAGAGGAGCGCCGCCGCCGAGGACUUCCAGGCGCUCCUGGGGGACUUCUUCGAGAGGGGGCCCGCGGUGUUCUUCUCCUCGCCCAGGAGCGCCUGUCUGGUCGCGUCGAAGGAGGUCCCACCCACCGCUCAGAACAAGAUCAUCUACUUUCUGAAGAAGAGGUGUGAUCCCAUCGACUCUGACAACUACAGGGGCCUCCUGCUGUUCGGCCUCCUGUCCCCGUCGCCACUUCUGCAGCUGGCAAGCACAGUUGAGCAGGUAUGCGUCCCACUGCUGUCAAACAACAAAAACCACCAGAUGUGGCCCCACCUGUUGUCCGAAGAUAUCGUCCGACACGUGGAGAGCGUGCGCAGUGUGACAUCAGUUGUGCGAGGACAGGUCUUAGGGGAAACCGUUCUGCCUGUCCCGACCGCAACAGACUGGAUAGACAAUUCACACAGCACCUUCCAGAUGUGUAAUUACUAUGACAGGGCACUGGCCCACGCCAUAGAGACCCAGGUCAUCAACUGGACCGCUCUAAUCCAGAAAAUCUUGAAGGAGGAUUCAUCAGAUCUACUCACGACAGGUUGUACUCCAGGGCCCAAUGUAGAGCUUAGGUUUUGGGAAUCCAGGGAGAGCAAUGUACGGAGCAUCUAUCAUCAGCUUCAGAGUCCCACUGUUAAAAAGAUGGCAAAGAUGUUAGAGAUGAUGGAUAGCAGCUAUCAUCCAACAAUCAAGAUUCUAGUUGGAAAUGUAUUCGAUGCACUGCAAGAAGCCCAGGACAUUAACCUUCAUCUACAGCCACUACAUGCACAUCUGACUCAGCUGGAAAAGGACGGAUUUCCUCACUUGGAAACAUUCAUCCCUGCACUGUUUCACACCCUCUUCCUUAUCUGGACCAACUGCCAGUCUUAUCAAAGGCCGGCACGCAUGGUGGUGUUGCUGCAGGAGCUUUGCAAUCUGCUCAUCGAACAGGCAACCACAUACCUGUCUGUAGAUCUGCUUGCCAGAGAGGACCCACUGGAAAGUCUACAGCUGGUAAAGACAGCAAUACAAGUCUUCAGAUGUUUCAGAGGCAGUUACCAGACCCAGAGGAAGCGGUUGGCCAACCAUGUACAUCAUGCUCCCUGGGAUUUCCCAUCUGCCAUGGUUUUUGCACGUUUCAACCGGUUCCUUAAUCGUAUUCUCCAGCUGGAGGGCAUGUUUGAAGUUAUGCUGGACUUUCAGAGGAUGGAGAAGCUAGAAUUUGGUGGAGUACAAGGGAAGCUCUACAGCGAGCAUGCAGCUCAGAUGUAUAAAGACUUCAGUAACCACUGCCAAAUGCUGAAGCACAGUGAAAACAGCCCACUCGACUUAAACUCUCAGGUUUUUGAAGACGAGUAUAAGGAUUUCAAAGAGUGGAUUGUGGACUUUGAAUGUCAACUUGCCAGCCUUCUGUCCUUGGCUUUUAAGGCUUGUUCAGGACUGGAAUCGGCUUCCAAACUGCUGACUAUUGUUGGACCCUUCCUGGAGAGACAACGGAUUAGACAGAUAUUCAGCCCCAACUUCCUUGUGCUGCAGCAAUAUUUCAGGGAGGAGCUGGAGAAAUGUAAAUGCCUGUUUAAAUCCCAGAUCAAGCAGAUGGAGAAUGGUCUGACCAAGAACAUGGCUCACACAUCUGGAGCUUUGAAGUGGGCAAAAAUGCUCAGAGAACGUAUUCAAACACCGUGGGAAAAAAUCAGAUUACUACUUGACAUGCCUGCAGGAGGUGUGGAGAUGGUGAAGGAGAACAGCGUGUACAAGGAGAUGUUGAGUCUCCUGGACCAAUAUGAGGAGGACAUUUACUCUGACUGGUGUAAUGGUUUAGAACAGGCCUGCGUGAUGAACCUGAACCAGCCCCUUAUCUCCAGAAAUGCCUCAUCUGGCCUGGUCUCAGUCAACUUCAAUCCAAAGCUGACUGAAGUCUUGAAAGAUGUGAAAUAUAUUCAGAGUCUCAGUAAGAUCCACAUCCCUGCAGCUGCAAUGACUGUUUUUGACAAGCGCGACAUGUUCACAAAGUAUGUGAGCAGUCUGCAGCUGCUGGUGCAAUGGUACAACAAGCUCAAGCAGACGGUGCUCGAGGUUGAACUUCCUCUCAUCCGAGCUGAGCUGGAAUCCAUAGACGUGCAGUUGACAAGAGCAGAGACUGACCUGACUUGGCAGGAUCUGGACUGCGGGAGCUUCAUCAGCACCACCAAAGACCUGGUCCAAGACCUCGUAUGUCGAGUCAGCAGAGCGAAGGAAAACUGCAACGCCAUUCAGUCACUUAUGAAAUUGUGGAGCAAGCAAGCCAUGUUUUGCCGAAAGGACAACAAGAGAGGCUCGCUCAUACAGCUGGAGGACAGAGGCGACCGUGUCAACAAGAAGUUCAGUGGCACGAAAAAGGACGGAGAUUCUAUCCACGAGCUGGUGCAGGACAACAUGGUCCUUCUCCAUGCUGACCCUGCCUCAGAAGCGUGGCAGUCGUACCUGGAGUACGUGGAUGAGAUGGUGGUGGAGGGGCUCUUCAGCUACAUCAGCCACUCGCUUCAGUUCUUUGUGGACAACAUGCAGUCAUGGCCUAACCAGGCUCCUCUCUUUGAGGCUCAGCUGAUGCUGAAUGGCUCAGCAAUGAUCUUCCUCCCGUCACUGGAGCGAGACGCAGGGGACGGCCUCUACGAACUGAUGGAGGGACUGGUCGGAGACAUAUUCAAGACUUCGGUGAAUAUCAACCGAGUGGCUGCUCACCUGAGCACGGAGAGCUACCAGGUUGUAAUGGAUGACAUGCUAGAUUUGUUGGACCUGAGACGCGAAAUAAUGGAGCGAGUGGAGAACAUCCUUAAGAAAGCAAUAAAUUACCAGAGCAAGUUUGACUGCUACACUCAUCUGUGGCAAGAUGACAGGGCUGAGUUUCUCAGCCAGUUUCUCCUGUAUGGACAUGCACUCACAGCUGAUGAGAUGGAGGCCCACAGAGCAGAUGUUCUGCACGAGAGCCCGCCUACAAUCGAUAACUUCAAAGAACAGAUAGAUUAUUUUGAGGAUCUCUAUGCUGAAAUUUCCAAGCUCGAAGAUUUCCGAGUUUUCAACGGAUGGUUUCGGGUGGACGUCAAGUUCUUUAAAGUCAGCCUCCUCAACAUUGUGAUGAAGUGGAGCUGGCUUUUCAAAGAGCACCUCCUGACAUAUGUCACAAACAGUCUUGACGAUCUGCAAAUGUUUGUCCGAGCCACUGUUGAAGGGCUAAACCAUCCUGUCGACAAGCAUAACUUGGUGGAGGUUAUGAGUCAUCUGCUGGCUGUCAGAGACAGACAGAUGGCCACAGACAAGAUGUUCGAGCCUCUUAGAGCCACAAUAAUCCUCCUGGAAAGAUACGCAGUGACCAUACCAGACCAGGUCUACUCUCAGAUGGAGGAACUCCCUGAGAAAUGGUGUGGGGCUAAAAAACUGGCCUUAAAAGUGAGGCAUGAGGUGGCACCCAUGCAGAAUGCAGAAGUGAUGGUUUUACGAAGACGAUGCAUGGCAUUUGAGGUCAAACAAACCAAAUUCAGGGAGAUGUUCAGAGCAACUGCACCCUUCAGUUACAAUGCAGUACAUCCCUACAUCAAUUUGGAGAAAUCUGAGAAAGCAAUUCGACACAUGGAGAAAGAAGUGGCAGAGCUUCAGGAGUCCACCAAUCUAUUUGAUGUUGCUAUUCCUGACUACAGAGACAUUAAACUCUGCAGAAGAGAGAUCACCAUCCUCAAAGAACUGUGGGACAUGGUUGAAUUUGUGCAGAGCAGUGUGAAAAACUGGACAGUGACCAACUGGCGGCAGAUAAACGUGGACCAGAUGGAUGCAGAAUUGGGGAGGUUUGCCAAGGACAUACGCAAGCUUGACAAAGAGGCUCGCGUGUGGGAUGUGUAUUCUGGGCUAGACCUUUAUGUAAAAAACCUGUUGACGUCACUGCGGGCCGUGAGUCAUCUACAGAACCUGGCAAUAAGAGAGCGCCACUGGGUGCAGCUAAUUAGAACAACACAGAUGGACAUCACUGUCACUGACAGCACCACCUUGGAGGACCUCUUGGCUCUACAGCUCCAUUUGAUCGAAGAUGAAGUUCGCAACAUAGUGGAUAAGGCAGUAAAAGAAGUGGCCAUAGAGAAGGUUGUAGCAGAAAUUAGUGAAACCUGGGAGUCAAUGGAGCUUUCAUAUGAAGAUCAUUACCUAUCCUCUUUGCCGCUUCUUAAAUGUGAUGAGGAACUUAUUGAAACUCUGGAUGAUCAUCAGGUUCAGCUGCAGGGAGUCUUUCAAAGCAAGCAUGUAGAUCACUUCCUGAUCCAGGUGCUGGAGCUACAGAAACAGCUGACUGUGGCUGACUCGGUGCUGAUGGUCUGGAUGGAGGUCCAGAAGACAUGGGCCUACCUGGAAAGCAUCUUUAAAGGCUGUGAUGACAUCUGCCAACAGCUGCCUGCAGACGCACACCGGUUCCAAGCUAUAGAUGGAGAAUUCAAGGAACUAAUGUUGAACAGUGCCAAGACCAAAAAUGCGAUUGAGGCCACCAACAAGCCUCAACUAUUUGAGAAGUUAGAAGAUCUACAAAAAAGGCUGGCACUGUGUGAAAAAGCUCUUGCUGAAUACCUGGAGACAAAGAGACUUGCAUUUCCACGAUUCUACUUUAUUUCAUCUGCAGAUUUGUUGGACAUUCUCUCUAAAGGGAGUCGUCCCAAAGAGGUAACUGUCCACCUCUCAAAAUUGUUUGACAACAUGUCAGAUCUUGAGUUUGCACAAAAUGAACAGCUGGACAAUCCUAAACUUGCGGUGGGCAUGUACAGCAAAGAGAGGGAAUAUGUCCCGUUCAAGACUGAAUGUAGCUGCUGCGGGCCAGUGGAGGCAUGGCUCGCUAGUCUUGAAGAGUCUAUGAAGGACUGUGUCAGGGGUCACUUGUCCGAGGCUGUGUCUGUGUACGAGGACAAGCCCAGAGAGCAGUGGAUCCUCGACUUCCCCGCCCAAGUGGCUCUCACUGGAUCUCAGAUCUGGUGGAGCAAUGAUAUGGAGAUUGUGUUUAAAAGACUGGAGGAAGGUUUUGAUUCUGCACUAAAAGACUACAACAAGAAACAGGUUUCUCAACUCAGCUCACAGAUCAGCAUGCUACUGGGAGAGCUGAGCUCGGGAGACAGACAGAAGAUCAUGACCAUUUGCACGAUUGACGUCCAUGCUAGAGACGUUGUCACCAGCCUCAUCGCGCAAAAGGUCACCACCUCACAAGGCUUCCACUGGCUCUCCCAGCUCCGACAUAGCUGGAAUGAGCAGCAGCGCCACUGUUAUGUCAACAUCUGUGAUGCUCAGUUCCUGUACUCUUAUGAGUAUCUCGGAAACACUGCACGUCUAGUCAUCACUCCCCUCACAGACCGAUGCUACAUUACCUUGACUCAGUCACUCCACCUGACCAUGAGUGGAGCCCCAGCAGGUCCUGCUGGAACAGGGAAAACUGAGACCACUAAGGAUCUUGGCAGAGCCAUGGGCAUCAUGGUAUACAUCUUCAACUGUUCUGAACAGAUGGAUUACAAGUCAAUCGGAAAUAUCUACAAGGGUCUGGCCCAGACCGGAGCAUGGGGCUGCUUCGAUGAGUUCAAUCGUAUCGCCGUGGAUGUUCUGUCAGUUGUAGCAGUGCAGGUCAAAACCAUACAAGACGCCAUUCGAUCUAAAAAGAAAAGGUUCCUGUUCCUCGAUAUGGACAUUGCCUUAAAGCCCUCUGUGGGUAUUUUUAUCACUAUGAACCCUGGCUAUGCAGGCAGGACAGAGCUACCCGAGAACCUCAAGGCUCUUUUCAGACCCUGUGCCAUGGUGGUGCCUGACACUGAGCUUAUUUGUGAGAUAAUGUUGGUGGCAGAGGGCUUCCGUGCUGCUAAGCUUUUAGCCAGGAAGUUUAUUACCCUGUACACUCUCUGCAAGGAACUGCUCUCCAAGCAGGACCACUAUGAUUGGGGUUUGCGUGCUGUCAAGUCUGUUCUGCUUGUGGCAGGGACACUGAGGAGAAGAGACAAGACAAGACCAGAGGAUCAGGUGCUGAUGCGGGCUCUGAGGGACUUCAACAUGCCUAAAAUUGUGACUGAGGAUGUGACCAUCUUUUUGGGGCUACUCGGUGACCUGUUCCCAGGCCUGGAGGUGGAGAGAGAGAGGAGCUAUGAAUUUGAAAAGGCCGUCCGCAAGACAACACUUGAGCUCCGACUCCAGCCUGAGGAACCAUUCAUCCUCAAGGUGGUGCAGUUGGAGGAACUCAUGGCCGUGCGUCAUUCUGUCUUCGUAGUUGGAAAUGCAGGAACUGGGAAAAGCCAGAUAUUGAGAGUUCUCCAUAAAACCUAUGUAAACUUGAAGAGGAAGCCUUUAUGGAAUGACCUCAAUCCGAAGGCAGUAGACAGAGAUGAAUUGUUCGGCUUCAUCCAUCGUGCGACUCGAGAGUGGAAAGAUGGUUUGCUCUCAUCGCUGAUGCGAGAGCAGGCAAACAUCUCCCACCAAGGACCUAAGUGGAUUGUGUUGGAUGGAGACAUUGAUCCGAUGUGGAUUGAAUCACUCAACACAGUGAUGGAUGACAACAAGGUCCUCACUCUGGCCAGUAAUGAACGUGUGCCACUUACGUCUUCCAUGCGACUGGUCUUUGAAAUCAGUCACCUAAGGGCGGCCACUCCUGCCACUGUGUCCAGGGCGGGAAUCCUUUAUGUUAACCAACAGGACCUGGGCUGGAAUCCGUGUGUUGCCAGCUGGAUUGACCAAAGAGAACGGCAGACAGAAAGGGCCCACCUUACCAUACUGUUUGAAAAAUAUGUUCCUCGUUGUCUCAAAAAAAUGAGAAACACCUUCAAGACCAUCACUCCCAUCCCAGAGAACUCUAUGGUGCAGACACUUUGCACCUUGCUUGACUGCCUUCUAACACCAGGAAAUAUUCCAUCUGACUCUCCACGGGAGCUCUAUGAGACCUACUUCACCUUCGCCUGCAUCUGGGCUUUUGGUGGUGCCAUGUAUCAAGAUCAGCUGUGUGAUUACCGGCUAGAGUUCAGUCAGUGGUGGACCAAAGAAAUGAAGACAGUGAAGCUACCAGCGCAAGGCACAGUGUUCGACUACUAUCUUGACCCCCAAACCAGACGCUUCCUGCCCUGGAGCGAUACUGUGCCUCCGUUUGAAAUGGAAACUGGUACACCAGUACAGGCUGUUCUGGUACACACAGCAGAGACUGUUCGUCUUCGGUACUUCAUGGACUUGUUGCUGGAGAGGAGACAGCCAGUGAUGCUUGUGGGGAACGCGGGAGUAGGAAAGAGUGCAGUUGUCAGGAACAAGUUAGACUGUCUGCCAGAGAGUUACAUGACCACAAAAGUGCCCUUCAACUACUACACUACCUCCCUCAUGCUGCAGGGGAUCUUGGAGCAACCAUUAGAGAAAAGAGCAGGUAGAAGCUAUUCCCCCGUGGGCAACAGAAAUCUGGUCUACUUUAUCGAUGAUAUGAACAUGCCAGCUGUUGACAGUUACGGAACAGUGCAGCCUCACACACUUAUACGACAACAUCUGGAUUAUGGGCACUGGUAUGACAGACAGAAACUGACCCUAAAAGAAAUACACAACACCCAGUAUGUUGCCUGCAUGAAUCCCACUGCCGGGAGCUUCAACAUCAACCCAAGACUGCAGAGACAUUUCUCUGUGUUUGCGGUGAACUUCCCUUCAGCUGAGGUUCAGAUGUCGAUCUUCAGUCAGAUCCUCGGCAGCCACCUGAAGCAGCAGCUAUUCAGUCCGCUGGUUCAGAGAAGUGCUGCGACUGUGGUCCAAGCUGCCAUAACUCUUCAUCACAGGAUGGUUCACAGCUUUCUGCCCACAGCAAUCAAAUUUCACUACACAUUUAAUCUACGAGACUUGUCCAACGUCUUUCAGGGAAUUCUCCUUGCUGGGCCUGAAUGUGUGAGAGACCGCACAGAACUGGCGCUGCUGUGGCUUCACGAGUCCUGCAGAGUGUACUCAGACCGACUGGUCGAUGACAAGGACUUGCAGUUCUUCCGGAAACUCCAGAUGGAGACUGUGCAUGAGUGCUUUGAGGGACUGGAGGACAAAAAGGUGACAAAGCAGCCCCUCCUCUAUUGCCACUUUUCCCAGAUGGCUGAGGCAGCCUCCUAUGCUCCUGUCACAGACUGGUCUGUGCUCAGGACCAUCCUCACAGAUGCACUGGAGAGCUACAAUGAGCUUAAUGCAGCCAUGAAUUUGGUGCUGUUUGAAGAUGCCAUGCAACAUGUAUGUCGCAUCAGUCGCAUCCUGGAGUCUCCGAGGAGUCAUGGCUUACUGGUUGGGGUCGGGGGCAGCGGGAAGCAGAGCCUGACUCGUCUGGCUGCCUACAUGUUCUCUGUGGAAGUCUUCCAAAUCACCCUAAGUAAAGGUUAUAGCAUCCAGCACCUCAAGAUGGAUCUGGCAGGUUUGUUCCUGAAGACUGGAGUGAAGAACCAGCGUGUGGCUCUGCUUCUGACUGACGCACAAAUACCUGAUGAGCGGUUCCUGGUCAUCAUUAAUGACUUACUGGCAUCAGGAGAAAUUCCUGAGCUCUUCAGUGAGGAGGAGAUUGAAGGAAUCGUGUCGGGCGUGAGAGCAGAUGUCCGAGCCCUCGGACUGCUGGACAACAGAGAGAACUGCUGGAGAUUUUUUACUGACCGAGUCCGACUACAGCUCACGGUGGUUUUAUGUUUGUCUCCUGUGGGCAGUGUCCUCCGUGUUAGGGCGCGUCGAUUUCCGGCCCUCGUCCAAUGCACCACCAUCAACUGGUUCCACCCUUGGACCACUGAGGCGCUGCAGUCGGUCAGCCACAGGUUCAUCCAAGAGAUUGAAGGCAUUGAGCCUGCCGUCCAGGAAUCCAUCAGUCUUUUCAUGGCCUACGUUCACACUAGUGUCAACCAGGCAAGUGAAAAAUACCAGCGCAAUGAGAAGAGGUACAAUUACACCACCCCCAAGAGUUUUCUCCAGCAAAUCACCCUGUACAGAAACCUUCUGCAGAAGAGCCGGGCACAGCUCCAGCACAAAAUGAACCGGCUUGACAGCGGCCUUCAAAAACUGCAAACCACCGCUGCUCAGGUUGAGGACCUACAAUCCAAAUUGGCCUCCCAAGAAGCCGAACUGACCUUUAAAAACCAGAAUAUCGAAGCUCUCAUCACAAAGAUUGGAAUGCAGACUGAGAAGGUUAGAAACAAGAGGGAGGCUGCUGAUGUUGAGGCACAAAAGGUUUCUGUGAUCCAGGCCGAAGUAUCAGUCAAACAGAAGGACUGUGAAAACGACUUGGCCAAAGCUGAGCCAUCACUGGCCGCUGCCACAGCAGCACUGGACACCCUCAACAAGAUGAAUCUCACUGAGCUGAAGGCCUUUCCAAACCCUCCAGUGGCAGUGAUCAAUGUAGCAGCAUCUGUGAUGGUUCUGCUAGCCCCCCGCGGUCGAGUGCCAAAGGAUCGGAGCUGGAAGGCGGCGCGGGCCUUCAUGGGCAAGGUGGAUGAUUUCCUGCAGGCCUUGGCGUCAUAUGAUAAGGAGCACAUUCCCGCUACCUGUUUGACUGUGGUGAAACAAGAGUAUCUGAGAAAACCAGAGUUUCACCCUGAUCUCGUUCGUACCAAAUCUACAGCUGCAGCUGGUCUCUGUGCCUGGACUAUUAACAUUGUCAAAUACUAUGAGAUUUACUGUGAGGUCAUACCAAAGAGACAUGCGUUGUCACAAGCCAAUGCAGAACUAGAAACGGCAACAGCCAAACUGUUGUCUGUUCAAAAGAAACUGGCGGAUCUUGAUGCCAGCGUCCAGAGCUUAACGGCUCAGUUUGAAAGGGCCACAGCUGAGAAAAUCAGUUGUCAGGAGGAGGUGGCGCGUACCAACCAGACCAUAGAGCUGGCUAAUCGACUAGUCAAGGGCUUAGAGUCAGAGAAGGAGCGCUGGUCCCAAGCAAUUGUUCAGUAUGAAAAGCAGCAGAAAACCCUCUGUGGUGAUGUCCUCCUCACUUCAGCAUUCGUCUCUUACAUGGGGUAUUUUACCAGGCAGUAUCGUGUUGAGCUCCUUAACAAUGCAUGGAUCCCCUUCCUUCAGUCUCAGAAGGUCUCUGCACCCCUGACAGACGGCCUGGAUCCCAUCCUCAUGCUUACAGACGAUGCCACUGUGGCUGCCUGGCAUAACCAGGGCCUGCCAAAUGAUCGGAUGUCCACUGAGAAUGCUGCCAUCCUGACCACCAGUGAGCGUUGGCCACUCAUCAUUGACCCACAGCAGCAGGGCAUCAAGUGGAUCCGAAACCGGCUGGGGUCAAAGCUGAGGGUGGUGCAGCUGGGACAGAAGGGGUAUCUAGAUGUGAUUGAACAAGCUUUAAGUUCUGGUGAAACGGUUCUGAUAGAGAAUCUGCCAGAGAAGGUUGACCCUGUCCUGGAGCCACUACUGGGCAGAAACACCAUCAAAAGAGGAAGGUACAUUCAAAUUGGGGGCAAGUUUUGUGAGUACAACAAUGACUUCAAGCUUAUACUGCACACCAAGUUGGCCAAUCCCCAUUUCCCUCCUGAGCUCCAGGCCCAGACAACCCUCAUCAACUUUGCAGUGACUCCUGUGGGCCUGGAAGAACAGCUGCUGGGACAGGUAGUGUCCCAGGAAAGGCCUGACCUGGAGGCGCUAAAGAUGACGCUGACCACACAACAAAACCACUUCAAGAUCGAGCUCAAGAGGUUGGAGGACGACCUGUUGAGUCGCCUCUCUGCAGCCUGCGGUAAUUUUCUGGGUGACAUUUCUCUCGUGGAGCAACUUGAGAACACCAAGACCACGGCUGCUCACAUUCAGCACAAGGUGGUGGAGGCCAGAGAGAACGAGACAAAGAUCAACGAGGCUCGAGAACUAUACCGCCCCGCAGCCGAGAGAGCUUCACUCCUCUUCUUCAUCAUCACUGACCUCAGCAAGAUAAAUCCCAUGUACCAGUAUUCCCUCAAGACCUUUAACUCUGUGUUUAACAAAGCGAUGGCGCGUGCAGAAUGGGACGAGGAUGUGAGGACCAGAGUGCACACCCUCGCUGAGGCCAUCACCUAUUAUGUAUUCCUGUACACCUGCCAGGGCCUGUUUGAGAGAGACAAGUUAACCUUCUUGUCACACACUGCCUUCCAGAUUCUGCUCAAACAGGGCCUGGUUGAUGCAGAGGAACUUGACUUCCUGCUGCGUUUUCCUGUGGAAGCUAGCAAACAGAGUCCUGUGUCCUUUCUCUCUCCACAUACCUGGGGCGCCAUAAAGACAAUUUCUACGAUGGACGACUUCAUUGGACUGGACAGAGACAUUGAGAGCUCACCAAAGCGUUGGAGGAAAGUCGUUGAAUCCAGUUGUCCUGAAAGGGAAAGACUUCCCCAGGACUGGAAGAACAAGAGUUCCCUCCAGAAGCUCAUCAUCCUCAGAGCACUUCGCCCUGAUAGGAUGACCUAUACACUGAGGAACUUUGUGGAGGAGAGCAUGGGUCCAAAAUAUGUGGACGCUGCCAGGCUGGAAUUUGAAAAGUUGUAUGAGGAAAGUGGCCCUUCAACCCCUGUGUUCUUCAUCCUCUCACCUGGAGUAGACCCUCUCAAAGAUGUAGAGAAACUAGGUUUGAAGCUGGGAUUUUCCAUCGACCAGGGCACUUUGCACAAUUUGUCCUUGGGACAGGGGCAGGAGGAGGUAGCCGAACGUGCUCUGAGGAACGCUUCCAAACUGGGACACUGGGUCAUUCUGCAGAAUGUACACCUUGUGGCUUGCUGGCUGCCCUCUCUAGAUUCUAUUCUAGAGACAGUAGCGGUGGACAGUCACUCCAGCUACAGAGUUUUCAUCACUGGGGAAUCUGCACCAAGUCCCGAGAAGCAUGUGAUCCCCAGAGGCAUCCUGGAGAACGCCAUCAAAAUCACCAACGAGCCGCCCACUGGCAUGAAUGCCAGUCUACACGCAGCCCUCAACAACUUCAAUCAAGACACUCUGGAUAUGUGUUCCAGAGAACAAGAGUUCAACUCGAUGUUCUUCUCCCUCUGCUUCUUCCAUGCUUGUGUUACGGAGCGCCGCAAAUUUUGUUCACAAGGGUGGAACCAUAACUACCCCUUCAGCACUGGAGACCUCACCAUCUCAGCAAAUAUCUUGUACAACUACUUGGAGGCCAAUGUCAAAUCCAUGCAGGUGCCUUGGGACGACUUGUGUUUUCUUUUCGGAGAAAUCAUGUACGGAGGACACAUCACUGAUGACUGGGAUAGAAGACUGUGUAAGACCUAUCUGCGAGAAUUCAUGCAUCCAAAAAUGUUUGAAGGGGAGCUCUCCCUGUGUCCUGGGUUCCUGGUCCCUCCUUUCACGGACUACAGUGGUUACCACGGCUAUAUCGACGAGCAUCUCCCACCUGAGAAUCCCACUCUGUAUGGUCUACAUCCAAACGCUGAGCUGGAGUGUCUCACCGUCGCCUCAGACAACCUCCUGAGGAAGCUGCUGGAACUGCAGCCACAGGACUCCUCUAGAGGAGAGGGGGCUGCUCAGAGCACAGAGGAGAAGGUCAAGUCUGUCAUCGAAGACAUCCUCGAGAGGCUUCCGGAGGAGUAUAACAUGGCAGAGAUGCUCACAAAGACGACAGAGCGAAGCCCCUACAUGUUAGUGUGUCUCCAAGAGUGUGAAAGAAUGAAUCGCCUGCUCGCAGAAAUAAGGAAGUCUCUCGAUGAACUGGAUCUUGGUCUGAAGGGAGACCUCACCAUCUCCUCAAGUAUGGAGACUCUGCAGUGCUCACUGUUCAACGAUUCUGUCCCAGACUCCUGGGCCAGACUUUCUUAUCCCUCGACUAAAACACUGGCACAAUGGUUCGGUGAUCUAAUGUGUAGCUGCCGUGAGCUCGACAGCUGGACUCAAGACUUUGUUCUACCUGCAGUCGUCUGGCUCUCGGGGCUCUUCAACCCUCAGUCCUUCCUCACCGCUGUGCUGCAGAGCAUUGCACGCAAGAAUCAGUGGCCUCUGGAUAAAAUGACUCUGACUGUGGACGUGACAAAAAAGACUAAAGACGACUUUGGACAUCCACCGCGGGAGGGAGCCUACAUCCACGGGCUCUUCAUGGAAGGAGCUCGCUGGGACACUCAGGCUGGAGUCAUCACUGAGGCGGUGUCGAGGGAUCUGACCCCGGCCAUGCCGGCGCUGUAUGCGAGAGCUGUGCCUGCGGAGGAGCAAGAACUCAAAGGUACUUACGAGUGCCCGGUGUACCGCACCAAGCGGCGCGGGUCCACGUACGUCUGGAGCCUCCACCUCCGAACCAAACUGCCUCCCGCCAAGUGGACUGUAGCCGGAGUGGCGCUGCUGCUGUCUGUGUGAGCCUCUGCAGUAAUAUCAGUGAGUCUUUCGAUGUUUUGUACAGUAUGUGCCAACAGCAUUGUGAAAACGGUGUUUAAAAAAACAGAUAUUUUUAGACAGUAUUGCAAACAUUUUCUUCUUUAUCAUGUUUAUACACUUUAAUUCUUUCAUCACUUUCCACAUUGGUUUAUAUAGCUGCUUUCAGACAUGCACGGAAAUCUGGAUGUUUUCUUCAUAUUUCCUGAAGGGGCUGUAUGUGAGACACAAUUGUCUACAAAUGUUGCUCUGGACAUUUUCCUGAACUUUCCCCGUCAUCCCCCCUCGUGUUAUUACCACUGAAUGUCCAAAUGAGCCCAUGUGAGAGAAUACAGCAAGAAAAUCUCCAGAAAUGUUAUCAGGUCGAAUGAGUGGGCGUGUUGAUGACUGUAAACAAGUACACUGAUCUCCGCAGCUGAAUUAUGGCCACGUCCUUCCUCCUGCAUGAUCUGCCCGGACGCCAAAAAGAAUCUUCCGGAAAUGUUCCCGUUAGUGUGAGUGCCUCUGACACGCACAAUCUCCUGCUGUAUUCCGUCAUAUGUGAAAGGCGCAACUCUGGACAAUGUCUGGAAAAUUUGGUUGGGACAUCCAAACAUUUUAUGUGACAAAGCUGUUUUUGUAGUGUGUUUUGAAUGUUUUUAGAUUUAAAGAUACAGUAAAUAAAGAGGUGCAAGUCCAUGUUGA
Messenger RNA from Scophthalmus maximus (turbot), 14296 nucleotides. Its product is annotated as dynein axonemal heavy chain 11. Bases 197 to 13597 code for a protein of 4466 amino acids. NCBI's taxonomy places the organism in Eukaryota, Metazoa, Chordata, Actinopteri, Pleuronectiformes, Scophthalmidae. Gene Ontology annotation, molecular function: dynein intermediate chain binding; minus-end-directed microtubule motor activity; ATP binding. The record is from RefSeq and is a predicted model, not a curated record. The transcript is spliced from 82 exons. Gene Ontology annotation, biological process: microtubule-based movement. Gene Ontology annotation, cellular component: dynein complex.